Mizuhopecten yessoensis (Yesso scallop) is the source of this 3702-nucleotide messenger RNA. RefSeq lists its product as uncharacterized. NCBI's taxonomy places the organism in Eukaryota, Metazoa, Mollusca, Bivalvia, Pectinida, Pectinidae. Gene Ontology annotation, molecular function: protein binding. The record is from RefSeq and is a predicted model, not a curated record. Bases 140 to 2770 code for a protein of 876 amino acids. The transcript has 4 exons.
UUAAGCCGUAAUAAGCGUUUGAGUGACACUGAUGAGUCUCUAACCAAAAGUGGAAAUUCCCCGAUACCGGACAUCGUUGGAUUUCCAGUUGGUGUUCAUGGUGUCAUGCUGAUUGGAUGACAGACAAAGAUUUGUAGAAAUGUCGAGGCAACAGCACAGCAGAUCAGGUUCACAGGAAGGCCAAGGGUCGAGUGGAUCGGAGUUUGUGGAAAUACAUAGACCAUCUCCUGAAUACAACCUAGAGGUUUUCCUCAAUCAGGAUGAACAAGAACUGUGGCAUAACUUCUUUGCCCCGUACACUUUUGUUGGAGACAUGAUAAAAUGGACACCCAUCCAUGACAUAGCGAUCCAGAUGUUGUGGAGGAACGGAUUCCUGACUAUCACAGGCCAGCCUGGUGACGGUAAAUCUUCAAUGGCAGAGUGGCUCAUCAAAAAAUUGAUCAUGUCCCCAAAAACGAUGCCGGAUAAAGGAGAUGCAAGGUCUAAGGAAAGAUUUGUCUCGUACAGCCUCGCUGGCCGCGGAGAAAGAAUAUACGAGUACGUUAAAGUAAAUUCACCUGCUGACUGGGAGAAUAAGGUGGACACCAGUAAAUAUCAAGUCGUCCUCAUUGAUGAUAUAUUUGGUACAUCAAUGGUAAACAUGCAUACCGUUAGAGGAUGGAAGAAAACUCUUCUACAGAUAUCCAAACAAAUCAUGGCAAACAUGCAGAAACUAGUGGUGAUUAUCUGUUUACACAAGAGUCACCACGAAGCCCUGACAGGGGAGCUAGCUUAUCUCGAUCUCUUCAGAAAAGAUAUGGUGUUUGAUAUGACCGAAAGCAAAUUCCAGCCAGAGCAAGCUUGGCGAGAAAAGAUCAUGUCUGCUAAUGGAGGUUACAGAGGACUGGAUUACAGAGAAAAACUCAAUCUCGACUACAAGAAUAUUUCACAGUCCUAUCCAUAUGUUGCAAGGAUGUUUGGAUCAGUCAAGAGCUUUACCAUGGAAGGACCCAAGUUCUUCUCCAAUCCCUUCCAAUCAUUCAAAAAUGCCAUCCAGAAGGUUCUGGGGUUCAACAAGACGAUAUACUUGACGCUGGCAAUAGGCAUCUUGUUCGACGGGGAGCUUGAACUGGAUAAACAUAGCUUUGAGGAAUUCACAGACAAAGAGCAGCACAUCAUACGCCGUUUAUCAGAGGCAUUAGGGGUCGAGGAUUUGAACCUUUCAAAAAUGCGUUACUCGGCAACACUGUUGUAUGGAUUGUUCCUUCUUCCCACCAAGAGACACGGUUGGAAAUUCAUGCACGAGAGGUCCUACCAUACCAUGGCUGAGGCUGUGACCAACAAGUUUCCAGCGUUGGUUAUAGAGCUCUGCAGCAGUGAUUUCCUCAUCAACAGGAUCAGGACGACUUCCAGUUACUCGUCAAAUGUUGUAACCAGUGUAACAGUCUGGCACAAAGAACAUGCUCCUCUGUGUCAGCGAUUCACCUUUGAAAUCCUGGCAGGAAAUCUGCCCCAGAUAGCUGGCCACCCCACCUUUGACGAUGAGAAGUUUGUUAAAAUGUGGUUCGAGUUUAUGACAGAGAUGGGAAGUUUACUACCUGUAGUACAACAAAGAGGAGAAUACAAUCGUUCACUUUUCUUCUGGUGCUGUUACUACGGACAACGCAGUACGGUGGAGGAGUACCUGAAACACGAGGACCUGGAGGACAUGCGUCAAGAGGAGUGGUUUAAGGAGGAAAUGCGGGCAGGUGUUCUGGCCACAUGUUCAGGUCAAUAUGGCAUCCGACUGGGGCAUGCCAAAGUAUUAGAGGCUCUUCACAAGGCUGGCAUGGCGCUUUCUGUUGAUGAUCCUCUGCCAGAGGAUGAUUUGGAAGAUUUGUACGGAUCUGACGUCGCCUUCCUCCUGAAGAUGAAAGCCCCACUUUUACAUAUUGCUGCAUUAAGGUGUGAGGAUUCGGUGGUGGAUUACUUGUUAGAUAUGGGGAAGUUGGAUGUCAACGAGAAAUCUGCAGAAGGUUACACAGCCUGCCACAGAGCUGUAUGCAACAAAAAGGAGGGUGCACUCAAAGCACUUCUCCGGCACAAGGCUGAUGCCAAUGAGGUGGCACCUAAUGGGCGUCGACCCAUUCACCUGGCAUUGAUGUCUGGGAACGGAAAUGUUAUACAAACUUUGAGAAUGAAUAACGAAAAGGUGAAAGAUGGAAAGAUGCCAGAUGGGUCUUCCAUGUUGACAUCAGCUAUCUUUGCACAGGAUGACUACCUAAUCCGAAGCAUUGCAGACACAUACACUAAGGAGAAUCCUUACAAAGCCUAUGGAGACCUGAUAGCCCCAUUACAAGCCGCAGCCUCCCUGGGAGACGAGAACAAUGUCCAACGCUUGUUGGACAAGAACUUUGAUAUAAACAGUCGUGAUGAUAUGGGAUGGACAGCACUUCAUUAUGCUGUUUACUUCCACAACGAAAAAAUGAUCAGUUUCCUUCUUGACAAAAAGGCUGACAUAGAUUGUCAGAAUAGGGACAAUAAAACUCCAUUACAUAUAGCAGCGGAGCAAGGCUACUACAUCAUUUGUGAAUUGCUGCUAGAAAAUGGUGCCAAUACAGACAAGCAUACAAUGAAGAAUGAAUUCUCCUUUUCCUCUGCUGCUAAGUAUGGACAUGUAGCUUUGGCCAGGUACAUGGUGAGGCAAGGAUUGAUUCUGAGUACUCCUAACGGAGGGAAGGCAGGGGACAUAGAGGACCCACCAAGCUUUCGUGACCGUGACAGCUGGGACUCCAGAGAUGGGCGAUUCUAAAAAAUCUAAAAAAAUGUAUGGUACAAUGUAAAAAAUAGAAAGAUUAUUUAGUAGCAAACCUUGAUAUAUCAACCCAGAUUUUUCAAGAAAACUACACUUGAAUCAGAUUGAUUUGUUUAUGCUGUUGUGCACCGUCAACAUUUUGGAAAACUCAUCAAAGUGGAAUGUAAAUAUAACUGUAGACUUGGCAAAUCUUGUUUCAAAGUUUUAGUUAACAUAAAUUGUAACAUUUUGCCCCACAAAAAAGGAUAUGUGCUGUCUCGUGCAUGAAAGACAAAUUUACCUGGUAUUGAAAUGGUCCACUAAAACCUUACUGAUACUUACAGUCUCCCCGUUGAAUUUACCUAGCAUUGAAAUGGUCCACAGCUAUGUCCAGCCAUUACGUUUGUUUAAAAGAAGGUUAAAAAAUAUUUGUCAUUUAUGAUUAUUGUUGUAAAUUAUCAUUAUGAGUUCAGUAUGUAAAUUUUCUUCAAAUGGAAAUAGCUAUUGGUGUCUACACAGAAAAGCUUACCUGGAGUAAUAAUUGGUACAGUAACAUUACAGAUAUGAUAUUGGCUAGUAUUUAUUUUUACUGCAUUGUGUUCCUGUACAUGUAUAUAUUAAACAAAAGCAAGCAGUGGACCCUAACAACUGUUCUGAUAAACAUUACUCCAGCUUUUCACUUUUUUGGUUGUUGACUUGCAUGCUAAUACCAGUGUAGCAUACAUAUCAAGUAUGAUUCAUAGUCAGAUAUUUGCUCUGCAUCCUUCUAUUGCAAUGUAUUGAGAAGGCAAAUGUUGUUGUGAGACUAUAACAUUUGCUAUUGUAACGCCAUCAAUCUAUUGUAACGCCAUCAAUCUAUUGUGACGUCAUCAAUCUAUUGUGACGUCAUCAAUCUAUUGUAACGCCAUCAAUCUAUUGUGACGUCAUCAAUUUCAUUGUUGUCAACACUU